AUGUGGGCAUGUAGCAGAGGAGUAGGUCAACAUGAGAGCAAGCAGCUCUAUGUGUUGGAGAGUCUUGAAGUGAAAAUAGAGGAAUUUGAUCUUGUAGCAACAGGAACCUGGGAGCCAGUGCAGAUUCUGGACUCUGGGCAGGACUCAGUACUUGCUCGCCGGCUCGGCUCCUUUUUUGGCACCCACACGCCUGAGAAAACUCGUGCGACGAACAUGGGUAAAAGCCAGAGCAAGGAACUCGAGAGACCACUUCCUCCCUCUGGUCCUGUGGCAGCUGAUCCUGAAGGUGAUUUCACCAUAGUGAUCUAUGCCAAACUUGCCUCCAAGCAAAAGGCUAUAACGGAUUUGACACCUGAAACCACAGAUGUAGCUGUUGCAGCACCUCCAUCAGGAGACUCUAAUGCAGAGCUCUGUCGAUACAUUUCCAAAGUCUUAAAACUCAGGAAGAGUGAUGUAGUUUUGGAUAAGGGUGGUAAAUCUUGUGAGAAAGUGGUGAAGAUUUUGGCCUCCACAAUUCCAGCAGAGAUCUUGGAGAAAUUGAAAAAGCAAGCUGAAGACAAAUAG
Messenger RNA from Choloepus didactylus (southern two-toed sloth), 564 nucleotides. Its product is annotated as UPF0235 protein C15orf40 homolog. The transcript is spliced from 2 exons. Bases 1 to 564 code for a protein of 187 amino acids. The record is from RefSeq and is a predicted model, not a curated record. Gene Ontology annotation, cellular component: cytoplasm. NCBI's taxonomy places the organism in Eukaryota, Metazoa, Chordata, Mammalia, Pilosa, Megalonychidae.